Molecule: messenger RNA, 2801 nt
Organism: Medicago truncatula (barrel medic)
Lineage: Eukaryota; Viridiplantae; Streptophyta; Magnoliopsida; Fabales; Fabaceae
Product: G-type lectin S-receptor-like serine/threonine-protein kinase At2g19130
Exons: 1
Coding region: 93-2582 (829 amino acids)
Biological process (GO): recognition of pollen; protein phosphorylation
Molecular function (GO): protein serine/threonine kinase activity; ATP binding
Source: RefSeq, a predicted model, not a curated record
AGGCCCUUCAUUACUACAUUUUCCAUUCUUCCACAAUAUUUUCAUAGUUUCUCCAAUGGAAGUUGCACAGUGAAGGCUAAGUCAUAUUCAAUAUGAUGAAACCAUGGUUCUGGCUUUCUGUUCUAAACCUCUUCUUCUAUUUACACUACUAUCCUUCCCUUGCAGCUCUAACUACUACCAUCUCAGCAAAACAAUCUCUAUCUGGUGACCAAACUCUUAUUUCUGAAGGAGGAAUCUUUGAACUAGGUUUCUUCAAACCAGGUAAUUCCUCUAACUACUACAUAGGAAUAUGGUACAAAAAGGUCAUUCAACAAACAAUUGUUUGGGUAGCCAACAGAGACAAUCCUGUCUCUGACAAAAACACCGCCACCUUAAAAAUCUCAGAUGGUAAUUUAGUUAUAUUAAAUGAGUCUUCAAAACAAGUUUGGUCAACAAACAUGAAUGUUCCUAAGUCAGAUUCUGUUGUAGCCAUGCUUCUAGAUACUGGAAAUCUUGUUUUGAAAAAUAGGCCUAAUGAUGAUGUAUUAGAUUCUCUAUGGCAGAGUUUUGAUCAUCCAGCAGAUACAUGGCUUCCUGGUGGUAAAAUUAAGUUAGACAAUAAAACAAAGAAGCCUCAGUAUCUUACUUCAUGGAAGAAUAGAAAAGAUCCUGCAACAGGUCUUUUCUCUUUGGAACUAGACCCAGAAGGAACAUCUUCAUAUCUUAUUCUUUGGAAUAAGUCUCAACAGUAUUGGACAAGUGGAUCUUGGAAUGGACAUAUUUUUAGUUUGGUUCCUGAGAUGAGGUCAAAUUAUAUCUUCAAUUUUUCGUUUGUGUCGAAUGAUAAUGAAAGCUACUUCACCUAUUCCAUGUAUAACCCUUCGAUUAUAUCGCGGUUUGUGAUGGAUAUCUCAGGGCAGAUUAAGCAACUAACAUGGUUGGAAGGUAUCAAUGAGUGGAACUUGUUUUGGGCGCAGCCAAGACAACAUUGUGAGGCUUAUGCUUUAUGCGGUUCGUUUGGGAGCUGUACUGAAAACUCAAAGCCGUAUUGUAAUUGUUUGAGUGGUUAUGAGCCAAAGUCACAGUCUGACUGGGAUUUGGAGGAUCACUCAGGCGGGUGUCUGAGAAAAACAAGGUUACAAUGCGAGAGUUCUGGUCACUCUAAUGGGGUAAAGGACAGGUUCCGUGCAAUCCCCAACAUGGCAUUGCCUAAACAUGCAAAACCCGUGGUAUCAGGAAAUGUAGAGGAAUGUGAAUCAAUAUGCUUGAACAAUUGCUCUUGUUCUGCUUAUUCAUAUGAUAGUAAUGAAUGUUCAAUUUGGAUUGAAGACCUCCUAAAUCUGCAACAGUUACCUUCAGAUGAUAGUAGUGGAAAAACAUUGUAUCUAAAACUUGCAGCAUCAGAAUUUAGUGAUGCUAAAAACAAUAAUGGGGUGAUUGUUGGUGUUGUAGUAGGUGUGGUUGUCGGCAUAGGGAUUCUCUUGGCACUUCUUCUGUUUUUCAUGCUUAGGCGAAGAAAGCAAACAGUUGGAACAGGUAAGCCUGUGGAGGGUUCGUUGGUGGCAUUUGGAUACAGAGAUAUGCAAAAUGCGACUAAGAAUUUCUCUGAGAAAUUGGGAGGAGGAGGUUUCGGUUCUGUUUUCAAAGGAACAUUGGCUGAUUCAAGUGUGGUGGCAGUGAAGAAGUUGGAAAGUGUUAGCCAAGGAGAAAAACAAUUCAGAACAGAAGUGAGUACUAUAGGGACAGUGCAACAUGUUAACCUUGUUCGUCUCCGAGGAUUCUGUUCAGAAGGUACUAAAAGGAUGCUGGUUUAUGAUUACAUGCCUAAUGGUUCCUUGGAUUUCCAUUUAUUCUUGAAAAAAGACUCUUCUAAGGUGUUGGACUGGAAACUGAGAUACCAAAUUGCUAUUGGAAUUGCAAGGGGAUUAACAUACCUCCACGAGAAGUGCCGAGACUGUAUCAUACACUGUGAUGUAAAGCCAGAAAACAUUCUCCUAGACACCGAUUUUUGUCCUAAAGUUGCAGACUUUGGCCUGGCUAAGCUGGUCGGACGAGAUUUCAGCAGGGUCCUAACAACCAUGAGAGGAACAAGAGGCUACCUUGCUCCGGAGUGGAUUUCUGGCGUGGCUAUUACAGCCAAAGCUGAUGUUUAUAGCUACGGAAUGAUGCUUUUCGAGGUUGUAUCGGGUAGGAGGAACUCCGAUCCAUCAGAAGAUGGUCAAGUUACUUUCUUUCCUACCUUAGCUGCAAAAGUAGUUAUAGAAGGUGGAAGUGUCAUCACCCUUUUGGACCCUAGGUUGCAGGGAAAUGCGGACAUUGAAGAGGUUGCGCGAAUAAUUAAAGUCGCUUCUUGGUGUGUCCAAGACAAUGAAAAUCAAAGGCCAACAAUGGGUCAGGUAGUUCAAAUUCUUGAGGGAAUUUUGGAAGUGAAUUUGCCACCAAUUCCAAGGUCUCUUCAAAUGUUCGUUGAUAACGAUGAGAACGUGGUUUUCUACACUGAUUCUAGCUCGACUCAAAGUUCACAGGUAAAGAGUAACGUCUCAGCAACCUCUCAAGUCCAAAGCAAUAUCUCAUCUAGCUCCAAGUCUUCAGCAGAAAAUUAGGUUGUUUCUAUUGUUAUUUGUUGCUCAUACAAAAAACAAAAUGCCAUCCUUUGAUUUUAACAAAUGUAAUUGUAAAUUUGCAAUGUAUGGUUUGAAUUAAGCGAUUCAGUUUGGAUACACACUUCAGUCAAGCACUUAUGCUACAAGGGCUUAUCAUAUAAGUGCUUAUGUAUUAGCUAUUCAUAUGACAAAAAAUAAAAUAAAGUCAAAAUGUUUUCG